UCACGGGAUUAUGUCACAUUUCUACAUCCAAUCGUACGAAGAUGGGGCACGCACACGAACUUUAACUUGUGAAGGUCCAAGAAGUGCGUUACGCAUGGUGAUGUGAACUUUGUGAAGGCCAUGCUUGCCCUCGACUGCUCUCCUCAGAAUGUGAGAUCUAGAUCAAUCUGGGAGCAUCUCAUCUACUAAUGCAGAAGACACAUGUACCACAGGAGUCUGCACCUCGAGGUCAUGUACACGAGGAAUGAGAACUACGCGGCAAACAAGUAUUCCGCAUCGUCCCACCCACACAACACAACCUCGUCGACCUCACCCCAAUCCAACCAUGACGUGGAGCGUUCCAUACUGGACGGUAUCGUCGCCCUCUACUGCCAGACCCAUUCUCACUACUCAGCCCAAUGAUCAAAAUGCUACCCAAGCGGAGAACCGCAUCGAAUGGGAAGAAGUGUCCCCCGUGUUAGUCGACUAUCGAAGCUCCUCGAGGAAGCGAAGCAAGAGAAUCGCCGUUUUGAGGAGCAGGUGCAGUCCCUGCUCAACCAAUCUAUGACUGAGACAAGCAGCCUUCAAUCCAAGAUUGCGGAGCUUCGCCAGCGGAAUAAGGAGGCUCUCGCUGAGUGCGAACGGACGAAGAAAGAGAAAGAAGAUGUCGUCGCUACGCUCACGAAGAAGAAUGAUGCCAUCAAGGCAACGCUGCAGCAGCAAAACCAGGAAAUGCGGCAAGCCCUUGAGGAGCUGAAUCGCUCCAGCGCUCAUGCUCAAGCCGAGUUAAUGGAUGCAAGGAACGCUUUGCUAGUGUGCCGUCAGCAGCUCACGCAAAGCUCUGCCCAACUCGAGUCCUUGCGGAAAGAGCAAACCGCGAGGAUGAGUUUGACAGACAGAGUUGCUGUGCUAGAGGCCGAGCUGAAGGCCAAAGAUACGGAGCUCGCCGAGGUGAAGAAGCUCAGCUCGCAGGCUAAGAGCGCAAACGCUGCCAUUUCCCGUGAUGACUCGACAACCCUUGUGCAGGAAUUCAACAACAUUCGGGCGCUACUGGCAAAUUGUAUCCCAGAGCGCCCUGCGGGUAUGUUUAGUGCUAGUACGAUGUCCUCAAGCAAUGAGGUCGUCAGCGCUCUCCGGAAGCUGAACUCCGAUAUUCAUCAAGAUGCUACGAUUAUGGCAGAAUAUAUGGCAGAAUCCUUCGGAUUUGAGAAGGGAAAAGUGAACGGGAAUGAGGAGACGGCGCUAUUCCAGCAAGUGGGCACGACCAUUGGCCCAGGUCUCGUUCACUUCCUGGGCACCAAGAAUCAUAGCGAGGACCCUAUCCUCAUCCAAAUCGCUUUCCAGACACACAUCGCUCGGUACCUUUGUUGGCUCUCGACUGCAUGGAUUGCUAGCGGAGGCAAAGAAAGGCUUGGCUCAACUGAUCAGAGUAACACCACCCAGACAGUCACCACAGCGUGGAGUGCGCUAUCGCAUAUUCUCUCCAAGCAUCUCCAGUUCGAUGAUGCCCAGCUUUGUUCCGCAACUGCAUCCAAAAUCAUAGCUGGGCUCGCUGACAUUUUGCUUGUUGCGGGCUGUGAUGGCACUCGGCCGCAGCUUUGUGAUGCCCUAAAGCAAAAGUUCAGCGAGAAGGUUUCGCUGCUUGCGAAGUCUGGCAUGCGCAUCAAUAAGGUUAUCGCCAAUAGCAUCGAUCGGGGUCUUGAUGUCGUGGUAAUUAAACCAGCCACAUUGUUCGAUUCCACGUGCAUGGACGAUGGGUACGAUGAUGGCGAACAUGACAAGAAUACUAUGAACAACCGUGUCUUGUGUCCCACUGAUAUCGGGUUGCGUCAGCGCUCCAAGGGACCCAGCUCCGGAGGGAGGAUUCUGUUGAAGCCAAAGAUUGCUCUGGAAUCUGUGGUGGAUAACUUGGACGACUGAGAUCAAGUGUUUCGAUGCUUCCAUGCCAGUGGACGCUAAGCGUGAUUUUGUGUACAUCUUCUGUAUAUCGUGACAUUUCUACCUCGUGUUUCGAAUAAGUAUCUAUCUAUCUAUGUGUUUUCAUCACAA
Suillus bovinus is the source of this 2028-nucleotide messenger RNA. RefSeq lists its product as uncharacterized. The transcript is spliced from 3 exons. The record is from RefSeq and is a predicted model, not a curated record. The coding region runs from base 436 to 1899 and encodes 487 amino acids. NCBI's taxonomy places the organism in Eukaryota, Fungi, Basidiomycota, Agaricomycetes, Boletales, Suillaceae.